This is a messenger RNA of Dentiscutata erythropus, 269 nucleotides long. The record is from the annotation of a GenBank genome assembly. NCBI's taxonomy places the organism in Eukaryota, Fungi, Glomeromycota, Glomeromycetes, Diversisporales, Gigasporaceae.
AAGAAGCGUCACCACCUAAAGCUAAAGAAUCGACACCUCGUCAAAUUUUACCACAAAAAAUACCACCAAGAGUGACACCUCAAGUAAUUUUAGAAGAAACGUCACCACCUAAAGCUAAAGAAUCGACACCUCGUCAAAUUUUACCACAAAAAAUACCACCAAGGGUGACUCCUCAAGUAAUUUUAGAAGAAACGUCACCACCUAAAGCUAAAGAAUCGACACCUCGUCAAAUUUUACCACAAAAAAUGCCACCAAGAGUGAUUCCUCAA